Exophiala mesophila is the source of this 1704-nucleotide messenger RNA. RefSeq lists its product as uncharacterized. The record is from RefSeq and is a predicted model, not a curated record. Gene Ontology annotation, cellular component: nucleus. Bases 1 to 1704 code for a protein of 567 amino acids. The transcript is spliced from 4 exons. Gene Ontology annotation, biological process: DNA-templated transcription; positive regulation of transcription from RNA polymerase II promoter by galactose. Gene Ontology annotation, molecular function: RNA polymerase II cis-regulatory region sequence-specific DNA binding; DNA-binding transcription factor activity, RNA polymerase II-specific; zinc ion binding. Lineage: Eukaryota; Fungi; Ascomycota; Eurotiomycetes; Chaetothyriales; Herpotrichiellaceae.
AUGAGCACGGGUGGCGAGUUGGCUCAAAGGCAGUACAUCAUCGAGCUUGAAAAGAAAAUCCGUGCCCUAAACAGCAAGAACAAGAACCCAACCCUGGACGCCAACCUGAGCGAUACGACAACAGACCAGACACAGCAGUCGACCUUGGAGGCAGACCAUUCCGCCCUCGUCACCCAGGACCAUGAAAAUCAUGCUUUGGGCUAUACCGCACCUGAUGGACCAUUUGAUUUAGAGACUGAAACGCAAAGUCAUUCGCGUCACAGCGAGACCGCUGUUAUCAGACCAGAGCUCAAUUCCCACGGACUAGAGUCCUCGAGUCUACGUUUCCCAUCGACUUCCGCAGCUGAUAUCGGUUCGGAUCAGAGCCUGUAUCUGUCAAGUGCCUUGAGCCCACAAAGAAGCGAGUUGCAAAGCCCUGCACCACUCAGCGUGGAGCAAGGUUUCGCAUCUGCCAGGUUUUGGGGAGAAACAUGCAAACUACUGGGUUCUCACAAUCAUUUGCAGUCCAUCGGCGAGAGGAUUCAAAUCCACAAACCAAAACGUUUCCGCGGGACGUCCGAGGGCAGAGCUAUCAGCUCACCUGAAUACCUCCUUCCCGUCAGAUCGACGGCAGACUCUUUGCUACAAUUGUAUUGGACCGACAUCCUGCCGUUCUUCCCUUUUGUUCACCGACCGUCUUUCCAGGAGCGAUACGAGCAACUGUGGGUCAGCGAUUCACCACCGCCGGAUGACGGGUUCCACUGUCUGCUGAAUAUAAUCUUCGCAAUCUCAUCGAGAGUGAGUGGAAAGACAUCGCUUAAAGCCAGGGAAGCCUCCUCGACUUCUUUUAUUGCACGAGCUCGUGAGCUCCUGCAGUUUGACUUCCUGUCACCUGGAACCUUAGAAACCGUUCAGACCUGGCUUUUGAUGGCUCAGUAUCUCCAGAGCGCCAAUGAACCUUGGCCAUGCUGGAUUGCCGUCGGCACAGCUGUGCGAAUUGCCCAAGGCAUAGGUAUUCACCAAGGAGGUUCGGAUAUCACGACAUGGAGUCAGCGUGAUCAAGAGAUGGCUCGUCGAUUGUGGCAUGGAUGUGCUCUUAUGGAUCGAAUUAUUGCUGGUACUUUGGGUCUUCGCUCCACAGCCCAUGAGCUGGCCAUGGACCCAGUUCCACUACCUACGGCAAUUGACGAUGAAUACCUGUCGGCUAUACCCAAUGUGUAUGGCAAACAACCCUUGUCUAGGCCGUCCCUACAGGCCUUCUUCAUCAGCACCACACGGCUUUUCGAUAUAUUGUCCGACGUCAUGGAUCGCUUCUACACCGACUCAAGACGGAGUGACGCCGUGGCCUCUACGAUUCACACUACCAACGAAGACUUAAAUCUUAAAGGAUUAGUCGAGGCCGAAGCCCGACUGAAUGGUUACUGGGAGCACCUGCCCUCCUCUUUGAAAUCCAGUCUUCCAGCUCCAGCAUCGGUGGGCGGACGUAGGGAACUGGUUUUGCAAGCAUCAGUCCUUCGAUGUCGGUUUUUAUUUACCAAACUUCUGAUCUACCGGCCGUUGCUUGCUCGAUUAUUGGACCUGACAGAUGACUCCGUCAAUCAAAAUAAUCGGCAAGAUGACUCUGUCGGUUCCUCAAUCCUUCAGAGCUCGGCGGCCAUCUGCGUUCGGUCGGCUAUGGAGCUCACCAAUAUCCUCUGUGACAACCUCAUCGAGAAUUCAGAGUGA